UUUUAUAUGUGCUUUGAUCACAUUUACUGCUUUAUCCAUGUUGGAGAUUGCAGCAACAUUAUCCCAUAGUUCACAUACUGCUGCAAUAUCGAACUUUUUGACAAAAGAACAAAAGUAUGGAAAUGUGCACCCAAUUCAGCUACUUGCAGUGGACAUACCUGAAAGAGUUGCAAGAGCAUUAUCCCAUAGUUCACAUAUUGACAAAAGAACAAAA
Entrophospora candida is the source of this 214-nucleotide messenger RNA. The record is from the annotation of a GenBank genome assembly. NCBI's taxonomy places the organism in Eukaryota, Fungi, Glomeromycota, Glomeromycetes, Entrophosporales, Entrophosporaceae.